GCUCGAAGCUUUAUCGUCUCACGGACACAGAUCUUACCUUUGCCGAGGUUAGGACUUUUGUACUUUAUGAUAUAUACCAGGCUCCCUUCAACGGAACCAGAAUCGAGGAAGUCAUCGACAGUGGGGACCAGCGUUUUCAGAAGUCACCCAGUAACCGCGAGUUGGCAGAGUCAGGCUCCUUCAUUGUGCGAUACAUCAGGUCGACCUCGCUCUAUCUGUCUAAGGACAAAAAUGACCCCGCUACCCUACAUAGGCCCUCUUACUGGAGUUCGAAUCCACGACACAUUCUGGUUGUGUCAAGCUCGGAAAGCUGAUGUUAUCCUAAUGAACCGUGGACCUAUCCCUGCCCCAGCUUGGACAUACGAUGGGACUCUUCGCGGAAACUGGUCAUACAUUGAUUGUCUCCACCUGAAUGGAUCUGCUGCUGUUGAUUUCACCUCGUCUAGACGUACAUGCCCGAAUUUUGAAUGCCGUCCUCCACGCCGCUCUCACGAAAUUUCUGUCGGAACUACAUUGGACGCUCAGGACUAUUCACGCAGACCACGAUAUCCGACAAAAGCGUGAUCUCUGGAUCUGGUACGGGAGCAUGCAAUGCAAUAGAGACUUUUCGACAAGCGAUCCUUGGUCUUCAUAACAGUAUACAUGCACAACUUCAUUCUCUCCAAGAUCCUUCCCCACUAUGGAAUUCUCUUCCUUCCUUUGCCGAGCG
This is a messenger RNA of Guyanagaster necrorhizus, 709 nucleotides long. RefSeq lists its product as uncharacterized. The transcript is spliced from 2 exons. Bases 232 to 564 code for a protein of 110 amino acids. Lineage: Eukaryota; Fungi; Basidiomycota; Agaricomycetes; Agaricales; Physalacriaceae. The record is from RefSeq and is a predicted model, not a curated record.